This is a messenger RNA of Hevea brasiliensis (rubber tree), 1806 nucleotides long. RefSeq lists its product as uncharacterized. The transcript is spliced from 2 exons. Bases 183 to 1574 code for a protein of 463 amino acids. NCBI's taxonomy places the organism in Eukaryota, Viridiplantae, Streptophyta, Magnoliopsida, Malpighiales, Euphorbiaceae. The record is from RefSeq and is a predicted model, not a curated record.
AAAAAAAAAAACAUAAAAUGAAAAAAUGAAAAAAACAAGGAGUUUCUCUUUACUAUAAUGCUUCGACAAUGGAUCGUUAACCUCUACAAAUCGGUGGUCUUCAUGGCAAUUAUGCACAUAGCUCUUAUCCCACAAGCAAUAUUCCCAUUUAAGCAGGUUUAAGAAAGCUCUCAGCGACCAUUAUGGCACAUCAGCUUGAAAGGUUCAUCGUGAUCAAAUCAGUACUAUCCGGACAACAUGCAUAUCGCAUGAAUGAAACGGAGGCAGUAGCUUGUAGUGAAGGGAGUGUUUUUAGCGAAUUGGUGAAGAUUGAGGUUGAGACGGCAAAAAUUAAUAGCAAGUAUGUUCACCUACGAUUCUGUCACAGCAAUAGAUACUGGGCGAAAACUGCAAAUGAUGUGUGGAUGAUUGCUAGCUCCAAGCAACCAGUUGAAGAUACAACCAAUCGGUCAUGUACGUUGUUUGAGCCAUCUAUAGGCAAAGAUGGGCACCACUACUUGAGACACGUUCAAACCGGACGGCGUGUGCGAACAAGUUAUCGGAAUGAGCUAUCGGACAAGAGCUAUCGUGUUUUUGUGGAUGAUAUAGACGGUGGUGAUUCAACUCCUUGGUAUGCUUUCACUUUUGUGGAUUGGGAAACAAUAGUUAAAUUGCCCAAGCAGGUAAUAUUCAAAGGCGACAACGGCAAGUACCUCAAGACUGUCACUAUCGAAGGAAACCCCUGCCUGCAAUUCUCAUCGGAUGAUCCUAAAGAUGAGGCAUCGUUUCACGAGGUCACAAUGACUCCGGAUGGACAUGUUCACAUAAGGGCUACAUCUAGUGGCCUGUUUUGGACACUUGAACCCAAUUGGAUAUGGGAUUAUGAAAUUGAUCCUAAUCGUCUUGAGGCUUUGUUUUGGCCGGUCAAAGUUAAUGAACAUGCCAUUGCUCUUCGCAAUGAACGUAACCAUAGAUUCUGUAAAAGGCUUACCGCAGAGGGAAAGACCAGCUGUCUCAAUGCUGCGGCUAACACCGUUACCGAUGAAGCAAUAUUGCAAGUGGCAGAGCCUAUUUUUAGAAGAAAGAUCUAUGAUGUUAGAUAUCGCUUGGAAGAUGCUCGGAUAUUAUCUGAUGAGGUACCUAUCUCAGCAGGCAGUGGUUACGCUGAGAAUACUUCAAACCAAAAGGCUACUUUAGCUGUCAAGGUUGCGUAUCAAGAGGAGACUACUUCUUCUUUUAGCAACAGUGUAUCUAUAAUGACAGGCCUCGGGGUCGAGUUCAAAGCUGGUAUUCCAUUCCUUGCAGAGGGAAAAAUUACAGUCUCUGCUGAGUUAACUAAUACCUUAGAAUGGAAUACAACAAAAAAAGAAACUAAAACAGCAGAGGUAACAUAUCAAACUGAUGUGCCGCCUAGGAGCAGGGUCACAGUUCAUUAUAUGGCAACAAAGGGUACCUGUGAAGUUCCUUUCUCCUACCUUCAGAAAGACACGAUUGCUAAUGGGACUCUUGUUCCUACCCCAAAGACGGAUGGUGUAUUCACUGGUGUCAGCUAUCAGAAAUUCCACUUCGAUCAGCCUAAAAUAGAACCUCUGUGACUGUGAACAUGUAGUGUCUAGAUUGAAGUGUAUAAAUAAGUGUUUGUUCAACACAUAGAUGUGUGUGUGUGUGUGUGUGUGUGUGUGUGUGUCAAUUGUCAUAGCUCGUUUCUGCACUUCCACUUUAGCUUAGCUUCAGGUGAGAGGUUUUUUUCAUCAACUUCAGCAUUUUGUUAAUGUUGGUUUUUUCCUCUCAAAUCAAUAAAGUGAUCAUUUCCUUAUUUUAAUAAAA